GGUGAUGGUCUGAGCCUGUGAUAAACACAGAACAUCGUUUAACGUGAAACAUUUAAAUAAGAUACAAAUCGACGGUUUUUACUUCUCUCUCUGCAAUCCUUCUUCAAAAGUAACUGUGUGGAUCAGUGGUGGAAGGUGAGUAGCUUAUUCUUGUCGUCAUACUUGGGACUUGCCAUCACAACUACGUACAGAUUCUUCAUUCAUCAUUUUCAUUUUCAUUUCUGUGAGUGAAGUGAGCUCCAAGUGAAAGAACAGAUUGGAGUUGAUCUCUGGUGUUUGUUCUCAGUCCAGGGUUCUCCACUGCAUCAUUCCUCGGUAUCCGGGUAUUUGGUAAACAAGCAUGAACGCUUUAGCUGCAACAAACCGAAAUUUUAAGCUGGCAGCUCGUCUGCUGGGUUUAGACUCCAAACUUGAAAAAAGUCUGCUCAUUCCAUUCAGGGAAAUCAAGGUUGAGUGUACAAUACCAAAGGAUGAUGGUACGUUGGCAUCUUAUGUUGGCUUCAGGAUUCAACAUGACAAUGCUCGCGGACCCAUGAAAGGAGGAAUCAGAUACCAUCCAGAGGUUGAUCCAGAUGAGGUGAACGCUUUAGCACAACUGAUGACAUGGAAGACGGCUGUAGCAAAUAUACCAUAUGGUGGAGCGAAAGGAGGGAUAGGGUGUAAUCCGGGAGAAUUAAGCAUAUCUGAGCUCGAACGGCUUACUAGAGUUUUCACACAAAAGAUACACGAUCUGAUUGGAAUCCACACCGAUGUUCCAGCACCUGAUAUGGGAACCAAUCCCCAGACAAUGGCAUGGAUAUUAGAUGAAUAUUCCAAAUUUCAUGGAUACUCGCCAGCUGUUGUUACAGGAAAACCUAUUGAUCUUGGUGGAUCACUGGGUAGAGAUGCUGCUACUGGAAGGGGAGUACUCUUUGCAACAGAAGCCCUUCUUAAUGAAUACGGAAAGACUGUUGCUGGCCAGCGGUUUGUUAUACAGGGUUUCGGAAAUGUGGGUUCAUGGGCUGCUCAGCUUAUUCAUGAAGCUGGUGGAAAAGUUGUAUCAGUGAGCGAUAUAUCAGGAGCAAUAAAGGACAACAAUGGGCUUGACAUCCCAAACCUACUUAAACAUGUCAAAGAACAUAAAGGAGUGAAAGGUUUUGGUGGUGCAAACUCCAUAGAUGCUAAUUCUAUUUUGGUUGAAGAUUGUGACAUCCUCAUCCCAGCUGCCCUUGGGGGUGUAAUCAACAGGGAAAACGCGAAUGAGAUCAAAGCCAAAUUCAUUAUCGAAGCAGCUAACCAUCCUACUGAUCCUGAAGCCGAUGAGAUCUUAUCAAAGAAAGGUGUUGUUAUCCUCCCCGACAUAUUUGCAAAUUCAGGAGGGGUAACAGUUAGUUACUUUGAAUGGGUUCAGAACAUUCAAGGGUUUAUGUGGGAUGAGGCAAAAGUGAAUAAGGAGCUAAAGAAAUACAUUGGACAAGGUUUCAAAGAUGUGAAGGAGAUGUGUAGAACUCAUAACUGUGAUUUACGUAUGGGAGCUUUUACGUUGGGAGUCAAUCGCGUUGCCAGAGCUACCGUUCUUAGAGGUUGGGAAGCUUAAGAAACAGACAUGAACGGAACUAGUCGAAUAAAACGUCAGGAAGAAGAUAGAUUCCUGUUGUUUAACUGUUUUUAUGAAUCAACCCGACCCCGGGAGUCUUUGACUUUGUUUUCUCUUUGUUCGCUUUGUCAAUCCAAUGGUUUCGGAAAGUUCUUUUCCUGAAAGCAGGUGCUCUUUGUUUAUAUUUGGAACUUGCAAGACUGUUAUGUGUUAUUUCAGUGUUGAAUACCCGCAAUCGUAAAACUA
This is a messenger RNA of Cynara cardunculus var. scolymus (artichoke), 1822 nucleotides long. Its product is annotated as glutamate dehydrogenase 1. The record is from RefSeq and is a predicted model, not a curated record. The transcript has 11 exons. Gene Ontology annotation, molecular function: L-glutamate dehydrogenase (NAD+) activity. Gene Ontology annotation, cellular component: mitochondrion. Bases 341 to 1576 code for a protein of 411 amino acids. Gene Ontology annotation, biological process: L-glutamate catabolic process. NCBI's taxonomy places the organism in Eukaryota, Viridiplantae, Streptophyta, Magnoliopsida, Asterales, Asteraceae.